AAUACAGUAUGUAAGCCUUACCGAAUAUUGUUAAUUGUAAGUCUUUUAUAAAGAUGAUUUUUAAGUCUUUUAAAUUUAUGUUUGUAAUUUUUUAAUUUUAUUGUUCUAAGCGUAUUUCUUCAUGGUAAUGUAUUCAAUGGAGAAAAGACCAGAUUUAGUUUUGGAUGCUGAACCCGCCGAAAAAUGGACAAUAUAUUCAAGUUCACAAAAUUUGGCCUCAGUAUUAAAUGACCCAUCUUUACCUCGAUCUGAUAUUUUAACCAAAGAUUGGGGCACUGGAUUUAUUGAGAGUGUGCCAAUUACUCCUAUUCAUUCACCACCGACGCAAAAUGAUCUCACCCUUCUUGAAACAUAUCGUAAACGUGUGCAUCGACGCGAAGAGAAAAUUGCUGCCACUAAAAGAUUAUCUAUAUCUGAGAAUUUAGAUAGCUUCGAUGGCAAAUCUAAGGAUCUUCACGAAAUUGUACCUCGUUUGUUUUUGCGAUCAGAUUUCAGUUUGGAAAAUGUUAAUACGUUUACAGCACUUCUGUCUGAUUCUAAAGGAGUUUUAGCUGCUAACAAUUCGUCGGCUUCUUCACCAGCCUCAUUUAAAGAAUCAAUCAAACAAAUUUCACGUAACCUUACAGAUUACCUGGACGUCGUGGAAGAAAAUUUAUCUCGUCAAAUUGCUCUAAGAUUCAGGGAAUUUUUCCAUAUAAUGAAUGCAAUCGACUCGGUAAUGGAAAAUCUAUCUAAAACAAUCAAACAAGUUACCCUUUUACGUGGUAAAUGUCAUCAAUUAGAGGCUACUUUUGUGAAACCUAAUUUGGAAAACAUCAGACUACAUUGGGCACGUCAAAAUGCUCUUAAAGUUCUCGACAAAAUGCAGUUAAUGUCAACUAUCAAUCAAACUCAACCGUCUAUACAAUUACUUCUUUCCAAUUCUGAUUUUGCUGGCUCACUUGAUCUCAUCUCAUCAACUCAAGAUUUAUUCCUUCAAGAACUUUUAGGUCUUCACUGCUUCCGUCAUUUAGAAUCUCAGUUAAAUGAGAUAAGAGAAAUUAUCUCAAAAAUGAUGAAAGAAGAGUUCAUUAAAUUCAUCGAUGCCUUUUGUAACCAACCUGUAACACCUUCAAUUGAAAUAGCUGAUGGUAACAUCAUUAUAACCAAGAAGCAACAAAUACCUGGAUCUGAAAGGCUUGAAGCACUUGUCAUGGGAAUGUUGAAGAACAAUUGUUUUAGUUUUAUUGAUGAUUUCAACAAAGAGGCUCGAAUGGCUAUCAAAGCCCUGGUAAAGCAAACUGUUAUCGAGAUGUUAUCCCAAGAAGAUGAUAUAGACAUCGACUGUAAAGAAGAGACUAGUCUAUUUGAGAAGCUGCGCUCAAUCGCGCCUUCGAAAUGGUUGAAGCUGUUAUCCAUUGUAUUCGCUAAUCUUAACCUUUUACUCGACAGAAUGGAAUUGAUUCAAAUAUUGAUGUUAAAUGUUGUACAAGAAGCUGUAGACAAACGAAAUGAAGAGACAAAGAAAUUACAAGAACAAUCAACGCAAAUAUUAGCUGAUAAAGACCAUCACAAAUUAAGCCUAACAAUCCAAGAAUCUUUGGUUGCAAUUUGUGAAGAUGCUCAUCUUGCAUGCAAAGAUUUAAUUAGAUAUAAAGCAAAUGAUGGCUCCUUGGACAAAUUGACAUCAGCCGAAUUUCUUGAACUAUCUAAAGUAAUAGAUAAAUUCACUGGUGAAUGUGAAACUCGCUGUGGAAGGAGAAGUGAUAUUUUAGAAGCUGUCCUCAAAAAUCAAGCUAUUAGAUUCACAAACCGAUUUCACGAAGAAAGAAAACGGAAAUUGAAUUCAGUAUUAACCGUUGAACAGUGGAAAUCUUUAGACCCAGUUCCGAUUGAACUACAAGAAAUGGUUAAUCAAUUUGUUGAAGAAAGACUCGGUUCUCGCAACCUUAAAAAGACUGAAACCAAAGAAGGACCAGCUGAAGAAGCAUCAUCUUUAUCAACAGCCCAAUCGUCUAUCGCAACCACAUCAAUUUCGCCCAAGAGUUACGUUACUUUAAAUGGUGAAAAUUAUGUUAUUGUCAGCUCAAUGAAAACAUUAAUUACUAUGAUUUUGGAAUAUUGUCAAUGUUGCAGUGAAAUACCUUCUUUAUCCUUCGAACUCUUAAACCGCCUAUUAGAUUUAAUUGGUCAUUUCAAUUUACGAACUUGUCAUCUAGUCUUAGAAGGAGGAGCUACAACAGAAGCUGGACUUAAAAAUAUCAACGUUCGAAAUUUAUUCCUCUCUCAGCGAUGUCUUCAAUUAGUUACUUCUCUAUUGCCUUACCUUGCAUCUUAUUUCUGUGAUUUAAUUCCCACCAAAAGCCGUCAAAUAACAAAAAGCUUUGAUGAAGUUGAACGAUCAUACAACGAACACAUUCAAAAAAUACCUGAAAAAGUAAUUUCGAUGGUCAACGACUUUAUGGUUCUAUAUCUUUCUAAAUGGGAAGCUAGACCUCCGGUUCCAUCUCAGCCAUUCCAAACAAUCUCUCAACAUUUAAUGAGAUUACACGAAAAUGUUCAAGAUGUUAUACCUGUUGGAAAUUUAUCCAGUUUCUUUAUCAAAUUACAUGAGUUAUUCAAAGAAGUCUUGCGAGCACAACUAACUCGUCUUAAAAUUGCCAAUGAUGGUGGUCCUCAACACGGAUUGGUAACUCAAGAAUUAACCUUCUAUGUAAUAAGUCUGAAUAAUCUUAGUAUCGGUAAAAGAGUUAAAUUUUCUAUUGAUGAUUUAUGGUUAAAAAUGACAUAAAAUAUUGAGUAUUUUAAAAAUUAAUAAAAUAAAUAUGUAUGUUAUAAUAAAAACUUUGUAAUUUCAAUUUA
Molecule: messenger RNA, 2841 nt
Organism: Tetranychus urticae (two-spotted spider mite)
Lineage: Eukaryota; Metazoa; Arthropoda; Arachnida; Trombidiformes; Tetranychidae
Gene: scat
Product: VPS54 subunit of GARP complex scat
Biological process (GO): Golgi to vacuole transport; retrograde transport, endosome to Golgi
Cellular component (GO): GARP complex
Molecular function (GO): syntaxin binding
Source: RefSeq, a predicted model, not a curated record